Gymnodraco acuticeps is the source of this 3618-nucleotide messenger RNA. It is a transcript of the gene engl, whose product is annotated as endoglin, like. Bases 139 to 2724 code for a protein of 861 amino acids. The transcript is spliced from 17 exons. The record is from RefSeq and is a predicted model, not a curated record. NCBI's taxonomy places the organism in Eukaryota, Metazoa, Chordata, Actinopteri, Perciformes, Bathydraconidae.
GUGGAGUGUGUGUGUGAGUGUGAGUGUGUGUGUUGAGGUAAUGAGGGGGGUGUGUGUGUGUGGAGGGGGGGGUGUGUUGUGGUGAGUGCAGCCUCUCAGUGAGCAGCUGGAUCAGCAGCAGUCCCUCCGCACCGCAGGAUGUUGCAUGAAGUUUUGUCGAUGCCUUCACUAUCAGGAGUCAUGAGGACACUUUUCUGUCUCCUUCUCUGGAAGAAAACAGCAGCUCAAAGUGUGCAGGUGCGCUGCUCGGUGGGGCCGUUGGGAACGCUGCACCCGGUUCAGGGUCGGCUGGAGCGGUUCGAUGCCGGGCCGGGCUGCGCUGCCAGAGAACGAGGAGACAAAGAAACUCAUGUCAUCGCAGUGGGGAGAGUUACAAACAGCCCAGAAAACCAGGUGACGGUGUUGCUGAAGCCUUUUUCUCUGACGCCUCUCAGAAACAUCCACCUGCUGCUCAGCUCCAAGAUACCAGUCAGCUGGUGGCUGGAGGCCGAGAAACUCCCCCUCAACCUGCCUGUACUGGUGCAGGUAUCUUCAAACUCCAAUGUGCAUACCAGCACGCUGCAUUUAAAUGUCCAGACGGUGCAUUCACUGCCUUUUCAUCCUCGUGCUCUGCACCGCUGGGCUCUGAAACACCACGGAAACCUGUCCUCUUUCACACACACAACUCACGGAAACCGAGUCUACGUCCCACUGGGAGAAGACCCCAGCCUCCCUGCUGUGUGCCAGCUGCAGUCCGUGUUCCUCUCCAACAGCUACGUGACCUCUGACCUGCAGACACAGGAAGUGCAGGGCUGCAGUGACGCUCCAUCAGGAGGGAUCAGUGCUGAAGUCCAUGUGAUCAAACUCCAUUCAGCGGGAUCAGGACUGUGUGGCUCUCUCCAGGUGGAGGUGAUUGUCUCUCUUCUGCCCCUGAAGGUCGACUCAAGGACCCAGACGGUUGUUCUGAUUCUCAGCAGCUCGGUGCCCGUCAACUGGGCGAUUCACGCGCCUGGUGUCCGGGGUCAAGUUUCUGUUUAUUCCUCCCACAGUGUAUCCCCGCCCUACCCAGUGGAGCCGGACCUGACCCUGUCCAUCACCCUGACCUCUGACCUCUCCUCAGUACCGGACCUUCUGGUUUGGACCUGUGAGAGUGGACACCCCCAUGUGACCUCGUACACUGAGGCUGACCUGGCCAAUCGCUUUGUGAUCCAGCUGUCUGGGGGCAGGACAGAUGUGGUGGCAGUGAAGAGUCUGGUCGGUGCGAGGCCUCGCUGGGCGGAGGAGCACCGGCUGAGGCAGUGGCUGAGCGGACGAGGGAGAACAGGAGGAGGACGGGAGAUUUUCACGGUGCAGUGUGAGGAUGGACGCCUCAGCGUGAGCGUAGACCAACACAUCCUGCAGGGUGUGUCUGACCCUGUGGUCGCUGUGACUCUACGAGACUCUGCAUGCCAGGGUCAGUCUAACGGCAGCCACUUCCUGUUGGUGUUUCCGGUCAUUUCCUGCGGGACUGAGGGUGUGUUCACAAAAAAGCCUCGAGGGGUGCAGUACAAAAACAUGGUGUUAUUAUGGAGGGCCGAUCGUCAGUCCAUUCUCACACUCAAUGAGACAGAACUGAAGUCCAAUAUUCCCCUCAGCAUACCUUUCAGCUGUCUGGCGGGAGUUCCCCCCCUCCUCAGAUCUGUUAGUGUGGAUAAUGUUAACUCUCCGGAGAAAAAUCCUGUCCCAUGGGCAACUGAGGGUCCGGGUUCUGAUCCAGGACUGAGCAACUUACCAACUCAACCCAGAAACAAAUCCUGGCCUGUUCUCAUUUUGAAGCUUUUUGUCACCGAGAGCUACGAACAAAGGCGAAUCGGCCCCUGUGUCAUAACUGCAGACCAACGUGUCUAUGUGGAGAUUUCAGCCAAAGGGUCCUUCAUAGAAGUUGUGGAGGUGAAGUCGUGUGCCGUCUCUCCUCUGUCAGACUCAAAAAAGUCUCCUUUCUGGAGCAUCAUAAGCGACGGCUGUUCCUCGGACCAAUCACUGACCCUCACUGCAAAAACGAAAGAUGAAGAUGGAGAACUGGAAGAGGAAAAUGAAGAGAUAGAUGGACCGGGAAAAGGGCGAAAUGGAGAGGUCCAACAACAACAACUUAAAGUUAACAGAAGAGGGAGAGAAGAACCAGAACCGAUAGAAAAGAAGAAAGCAAUGAGAGAGGAGAUACAACCCCUGAGAUUUAGCUUCAUCCUGAGACCAGUUUAUAAUAACUCUGUUCAGUUCCUCCACUGCAGCCUUCUUCUGUGUACCUCCGAGUCAAAAAGAGGGGAAUCGACAAAGGAGACAGGAAAUAAUGACUGUGAGGAUGAACAACGUAUUCCUCCACUUGUGUCUAGAUCAACCCGACAUCAGUGUGAGAUCAGAAACCUCUCCAGGCCGAUGGUGGUCACCGUGCCCAUCAGCUCACUGGCACCCAAAGCUCUGCAUCCUCCUGCUGGACCAACAUCCAAGAGACUGAGUGUUUCCCCAAUGACCAGUCCAGACCCCGAGCACAGCAGCUUGGCAGAACAGACAGGAAUGUUGAUGGGCGUCGUCGUCAUUGCCUUUGUGAUGGGGGUCAGUCUGAUGGGGGGCGUUUGGUGCAUCUAUAAGUACACAGGGGCACGGCCAGCAUCACCUGGAAGAGAAAGUCACUUAACAGCCAACACUCGAGAAGGCCACACCAUCUAUAAUCUACUGUCAGCAGCUGAUCAGCCCUCCAGCUCUGUGUAGAGGAUUUCCUGCAAAUCUGAGAACUGGGACAGAGGUUUCUGUGUGUGUGUGUGUGUGUGUGUGUGUGUGUGUGUGUGUGUGUGUGUGUGUGUGUGUGUGUGUGUGUGUGUGUGUGUGUGUGUGUGUGUGUGUGUGUGUGUGUGUGUGUGUGUGUGUGUGUGUGUGUGUGUGUGUGUGUGUGUGUGUGUGUGUGUGUGUGUGUGUGUGUGUGUGUGUGUGUGUGAUGUUGUGAGCCAUUCUGCAUCAAGUCAUUUCAAAAGUUGCAGCGGACAUUUAUCUGGAUUCAACAACAUCUCACCUUUGAGUGACUUGAACAGAAACUUCAUCAUCACCGCCUUUUAGAGACGAAACACAAGGUCAGCGAGGCAAAGCUGCAGGACUGAGACGUCACUUUGUGUUCGUUGAGUUGGUGUUUGUUAGAAAAAUAUCACUAGUCACAUACAGAGCAUCAACUAGUUCCUGAGCAGUGUCCUUCACAUGCUGAUAUCCAAGAGAGGGAGUUACACAGUCACAAGAUGGAGGAAUAGAAAGCAGUAUUCAAUGUUUAGUUCAGAUUAGCUCCACGUCAGAAAUGAGCAUGCUUGUCAUACGUCUCUCCAUAGAGGCUGAAUCAUCAUGUUAAUCACAUAGCUAUCAUAUGCCUCAAACAGUCCUGAUGCUCUUCUAGGUAAUCACACAUCCUGUCAUGUUCACAGCUACAGUUGGGGUAUACCUUUGUUAUCAUGUUACUCUCAUAUUGACAGAGGACAUUCAGUGUUUUCCCAACAGUGUUUAUACCGUCAUCCUCACUAUUCGUGUUGUAACUGUGAAUCAAAUGGAAACUGCGUUUAGUUGUCUGUGAAUUAUGUUGUGUUUUUGUGGCAAACAAGAUGAAUUAAACGAGCUGAAACCCAU